Molecule: messenger RNA, 1950 nt
Organism: Zingiber officinale
Lineage: Eukaryota; Viridiplantae; Streptophyta; Magnoliopsida; Zingiberales; Zingiberaceae
Product: la-related protein 1B-like
Exons: 6
Coding region: 243-1472 (409 amino acids)
Molecular function (GO): RNA binding
Source: RefSeq, a predicted model, not a curated record
GAGAGAAAAAGAAGAUGCUGCUGCUGCUUCUCUUCGUCGUCGCACCUUUUCCUCUAUACGACGAAUCGCCGGGAAAGGAGACUCCAGUCUCCGCAUUGUCGCCUCCCUGCGCCCUCCUCUGCCGCUUUCGCACUGUGCCCCCUUCCAAGUUUCCCCUUCUUCUCUCUUUCUUCGCCGCGAUCGCUGUUCGCUCACAUCGCCACCGCCGCGAACCCUAACCCUACCGCUACCACGCGCCGGCCAUGUCGCGCUCGCCGGAUCGCUAUUCUCCGUCCGCCUCCGAAGCUGCUUCCUCCUCUCCGCCUGCGCCUCCCCAGGAAGAAGCGUCCGAUCGCGCGCUCGGGUCCACAGACGGCGUCAACCGCGGGACGAGCGCCAAUGCUGCGCUUUUGGAAUCCGCAGUCAGCGCGUCCUCCGCUCCCCUGAGGUCCACGAUCGAUGCUUCCCAGUCAAAGCUAUACACUAACCCUAGUUUUAAUCGGAAUCACGAUCCUUUUGUUCGCCAAAAAUCUCAUCGGAACCCUAAUUUUUCAAAAAGAUGUACCGAUGCUAGCAGCAGUUCGCCGAUCAAUCAUAGUCCAAGGGAAGCUCAGCAUCCAACUAGUCCUUUGGAUGUACCUCCUGUUGGCCUCAUGCAUCAGACGCAAAGCAGCAGCACUUACCACAGAGCUGGUCAUAGUGGCAGUAGAAGGGGAAACCAUGGUGGCGGAGUCGGUGGAACUCCUCCCCACCAUUUGCGCCAUGGUAACCGGCGUGAACAUGACCGUGGAGGCUAUGGCUGGAUGAGUUCUAGAGGUUUUAACGCUAGAGAACCGCAAACGCCGACACCAUUCCUUCAGCAGCGAGGAGACCCCCGGCCAUUUAUUCAGCCACAACUGCUACAGCAGCCUCCAUCCUCACCUACUAUGAUGCCGUUCUUUGGCAUACCACCGCAGUUCCGUCAUGUUAUGCCUCAAAUGGGCUAUGAAAUUCCUCCUGUUUAUUAUCUCCCGCCGCCACUGCCUCCGCCAUUUGAGAGCAUGCCUAUCAUCACACAUCAAGCACCUUCUGUAGUCCCCCCUGCAGGGUUUCCAUCGCCAGCAGAUUAUCAGCGCUUUAUGUUGGUGAAGCAAAUAGAGUACUAUUUCAGUCCUGAGAAUCUUUGCAAGGAUCAUUUUCUCAGACAAAAUAUGGAUGAUCAUGGUUGGGUUGCUGUUUCCUUGAUUGCUAGCUUCAACAGGGUCAAGCAGUCGACACGUGACAUACCGUAUAUAUUGGAUGCAUUACACGGUUCAACAGUAGUGGAAGUACAUGGUGAAAAGCUGAGGCGGCGCGGUGACUGGAUGAGAUGGAUACUGCCACACUCCUUCAAUCAAUAUGACUCAGCUUCUAGUCCUCGAUCGCCUCAACCACUACAUCCUGAUUCUGUCCUAUCUCGCUUCCAUGCUUUUGGAUUGCAUGAAGAUCCUUCCCGACACAAUGGCACUGGGUAGCGCAGCAUCAUUCGGAAUUUUGAACAAUCAGAUGUAGGAGUUGCCUUAGUGAAGAAGAAAACAAGCUGAUCGUUCAUCUCAGUGAUAAACCGGAGCCAUCUCAAGCGGUCAAAAUACAUGAAGGAAAACCAUUUCCCGGAUCAGGAAAAGGGUGACGUGGCCAUAAAUGAGGUAUUUUCUUCGACAGCAAAUAUCCAUCAAUUGGAAAAGGAAAAAGUAACGAGUACGAAACGAUGAUAAAUUUGCAUGGAACUGGCUGGUUAUGUGGUUUUGUUUCUGAUGGGGUGUAUGUUCUUUCUUUCUUCGGUAGGAUCACCGUCGUGUGGCCAAUAAAUUUUGUCACAUUAUUUGGGAAGAAAUUGGGUCACUACUCAUGAUUGGAGAACUGGAUUCUCAAUGUUGAAUUGGUUGUAUUCGACUGAUGGAUUUAGCACGUUCGUUUUGAACUAGUUCUUUUUGUUGCAAAUUUUUUCCUCCA